Molecule: messenger RNA, 2183 nt
Organism: Salmo salar (Atlantic salmon)
Lineage: Eukaryota; Metazoa; Chordata; Actinopteri; Salmoniformes; Salmonidae
Gene: fbxo4
Product: F-box protein 4
Biological process (GO): protein polyubiquitination; SCF-dependent proteasomal ubiquitin-dependent protein catabolic process
Cellular component (GO): SCF ubiquitin ligase complex
Molecular function (GO): protein binding
Source: RefSeq, marked provisional
UGAACAGCUAACUACAAGAAACGUCGCCUUCGUUGUCAACUUCACUUUUCACAGUAGCUAGCACCCUAUUUGAGCUUUGAUAAAUGUUUAGCACAUAAAGGACAGCGCAGACGCAUUAUCAUUAUUGCCAAAGCAAGAUGUCAGGGAAAAGUCACAGCGACGAAUCUGGAGUUAUACGAAGUCUCAUACAGUUCCGAGAGAAGUACUUCAAUGCAAGGAAAAACGUCAAUGAUCAGGCGCAUGCAGCAGAAGUCAUCAGUGAAGAUGCACCGCCGGGCUUUUUGGACUGUUUACCCGUGGACCUACAGUUCCUGAUCAUGACCCUGCUGUCUCCUGUGGACCUCUGUCGUCUGGGGGCCACUAGUAGCUACUGGAGGGCUAUGGUCAGAGACCCCUUACUAUGGAGAUACUUUCUGGUCAGGGACAUGCCUAAAUGGCCCUCCAUCAACCAUGUGACCAUGCCCCGGUUAGAGGCCUUACAUACCCCUCUGUGUGUGGGGGAGAAGGAGAUGGAGGAGCCAGGUCAUGACUUCAUGACAGAUUAUCUAAAGGGCUACCCAGCCUGCAGACAGCAAUGGUUUCCCCAGAGGCCGCCAUACAGCAUUGUGACCUCCUUCCUCCAGUCGCUAGUGGCCACCACCACUGAGCCGCGCUACGCCAUGUUUGGCCCCGGCAUGGAACAGCUGGAUGUCUCCAUGGUGACCAGGCUCAUGCACACCCCAGAUGUGCUCCCUGUAGCAGGGAUACCCCAGAGACAGAUCAACGGUGGGUUACCCACUGUCCUCUCUGAUCCAUCCUUUUACAGGGUGAACCUCCUCGAGACUUUCUGUUGCAGGCGAAAGCAAAAUAGACACAGUUACAAUAAACAUCCACCAUAUUGGUCUUACCUGAAUUGUAUUUGCUUACAAUAAUCUCAACAGCUGAAUGCUGAAUAGGUAAGUUAGGUACAGUACAUGGCGAACCGUAGUAAAACCAUCCUGCACUAGUACUGACCAACCAGAAGCAGUUGCCAAGUUCUGUGCUGUGGUGGGCGGCCCACCUAAAGCCUUUGUUUUUUUUGGGGGGGGGGCUCACCAACUAAACAAAACCAAUGUUGUUUUUUCCAGGUAUUGGAUCUGGGAUUAGUUACAUGUACAAAAACCAGCACAAAUUCAACAUUCUGACUCUCUACUCAACCAACAGGGCAGAGAGGGAGAGAGCCCGCAUGGAGCAGCAGAGUGUCAGCAACAAACUCUUCAUCCAGGAGGGAACGGACCAAUCAGGACACCCACAUUUUAGCCCCACCCCUCAGGUCCAGGCAGUGUGUCAGGCGGUGGAUGGGUUCAUCUAUGUGGCCAACGCAGAGCCAGGAAGAGGUGAUGAGGUGGAGUGGGCUCAGAUCCAGGCGUUGGUGGACCCUGCCUUAGGCUCAUCCUCCAGACCCCUCCUGGUCCUGUCCUGUGUGUCCAGAGAGGAACCAGACCAGAUCAGAACCACCAGCUCCAGUAGUACCAGAACCCCCUGUGUGGAUAUGGCUCAGAGACUCUGCCUGCCCAUGCUGCCCAACCCCUGGAUGGUGAGUCAGUCUGUCUUGUCUUGUCUGUGUGAAAUACCCUUUAUAUUUGGCCAUGUCUCUUUCCAGGUUCAGGACACAGUAGCAGAGUCUCUGUCUGGUGUCUUAGAUGGGAUAUCCUGGCUGCUGGGGUGUUCUGGUCUCAGGCUGUAACUAUCUGUCCAAGGAAAAACCUUCAGGACCGAAACAACACACUAAAGAACCGACACAAAUGCUUCUGAAGGAAUGUUUUCCCUCUGAUGUGCCUUGUUUCAAUGAAUUACAUUAAAAAAAGUUAUUAUUGGGUAAAUAGUGUAUUUUUUUGUUGUUGCCAAUAGUGGGUUGUACACAAAUAAAACACAAGUUUUAACUGUAGCUAUGGUACUGUAAUUAAUAUUACGAAGGUGAAUGAAUGGUUUUGAUAUUACUACUACUGUGUACUUUAGAAUCAUAUUGAUAUGGCAAUUAUAUUUUUUUGAUACUUUUUAUUUAGGGAAAUCAUGCAAUUAUUCAUCUAUUUCUUUCAUAUAAUUUAUGCAAUUUUAUACAAUGAAAUGUGCAUUUUUAUUUUCUUUAAUUGUUCAUAUUGUUAUUUACCCCUCUAUAAGUUGUUAUAAAGGAACUGAAAAUACAUACAUGUGUAUGUACCUCA